UGGGCAUGUCACUCAUCGAAGCUAUCGUCGUCAUCCUGAAUUCCAAUUGCAAUCGAUAAAAUCGAAAUCUGCAGCAAACCUGAAGACAUAAUGGAUUCAUUACUCUCCUCCAUAUGAUUACAUCCUUAUCCUCAAUGGCUACUCCGUCGUAUUGCGACGCACUAACCGUUACUAACCCUUCUAAAACCCUAAUUUCAUUCCGCCCCUCCACCAACCUCACCCUCAAAUUCUUUCAUGCGUCCAAAGCCAGAGGAUUUUUGCAAUUUAACAAUGCUAGAUUCGGAAUUCGUUACAUUUCACCCAAAUUUUCCACCCAAACUCUGGUGGCCAGAGCCGAUGCCAACCUGAUUGGGGACGAGGAUCCUGUUGAUGUUAUCAAAGUACACGGUUCGUCGGAAACAGACGAUGGUUCAGAGGAACAGAAAAAAUCAAGCCAGUUGUCGAAAAGGGUUGUGUUUGGACUUGGAAUCGGUAUUACUGCUGGUGGAGUAGUACUAACUGGAGGGUGGGUAUUCUCUGUGGCUUUAGCUGCUGUCGUAUUUGCCGGUUCAAGAGAAUACUUUGAACUGGUUAGAAGCCGUGGAAUUUCCUCCGGAAUGACUCCCCCUCCUCGUUACGUAUCUCGAGUUUGCUCCGUUAUCUGUGCUCUUAUGCCGUUGUUCACUCUAUACAAAGGUCAGAUAGAUGUUUCUGUAGCGUCGGCAGCUUUUGUUGUUGCUAUGGCAUUACUAUUACAAAGAGGAAAUCCUCGUUUUUCUCAGCUCAGUAGUACAAUCUUUGGCCUGUUUUAUUGCGGAUAUCUUCCUUCUUUCUGGGUUAAGCUCAGAUGUUGUAUGCAAGCACCUGCGUUGAAUACUGGAGUGGGAGCUACAUGGCCUAUACUUUUAGGCGGGCAAGCUCAUUGGACGGUUGGUCUUGUAGCCACAUUGAUAUCUAUCAGCAGCAUUAUUGCAGCAGAUACCUUUGCUUUUGCUGGUGGAAAGGCUUUUGGUAGGAUACCGCUUACUAGCAUUAGCCCCAAGAAAACAUGGGAGGGAGCUAUUGCCGGCUUAUUAGGAUGCAUAGCGACUUCCGUGUUAUUAUCAAAGAUCUUUUCUUGGCCAACAUCUAUGCUCAGUGCAAUUGGUUUCGGUUUGCUGAACUUUUUCGCCUCCCUUUUUGGUGACCUUCUUGAAUCGAUGAUCAAGCGAGAUGCAGGCGUAAAAGAUUCCGGAUCCCUCAUACCCGGUCAUGGUGGAAUACUAGAUCGAACGGAUAGUUACAUUUUUACGGGUGCACUAGCUUACGCCUUCGUUAGCAAUUUACUUCCCCUUUAUGGAGUUUAAAAAUUAAAAUCCACCAAAUUUCUCAACUAUACACCAACACAUGAUGCUGCUAGAAAUGACCGCUGUCUGCUCGUGAAACGUAAGUAAAAAUAAACAUGUAUACUUUUAAAUUUAAAGUUUAGACAGAAAUUGUCAAUUAAAGAUUGCUUCCAUAUGAUGUUUUUGUUUUAUUAAUGCUUUUUUUUUCAAAUUAAUAAAUGUUAAUAGCUUAUAGA
This is a messenger RNA of Helianthus annuus (common sunflower), 1540 nucleotides long. Its product is annotated as phosphatidate cytidylyltransferase 4, chloroplastic. Gene Ontology annotation, cellular component: membrane. The record is from RefSeq and is a predicted model, not a curated record. Lineage: Eukaryota; Viridiplantae; Streptophyta; Magnoliopsida; Asterales; Asteraceae. Gene Ontology annotation, molecular function: transferase activity, transferring phosphorus-containing groups. The coding region runs from base 114 to 1325 and encodes 403 amino acids. The transcript is spliced from 7 exons.